This is a messenger RNA of Fopius arisanus, 1135 nucleotides long. RefSeq lists its product as uncharacterized. Bases 10 to 960 code for a protein of 316 amino acids. The transcript is spliced from 6 exons. Lineage: Eukaryota; Metazoa; Arthropoda; Insecta; Hymenoptera; Braconidae. The record is from RefSeq and is a predicted model, not a curated record.
UUCAAGCUGAUGAAUGUGCUUGAAGACAUUUUGAUACUGAGUGCCCUUGGACUUGUCGUGCUGCUGACUCUCGGUGUUAUCAAGUGGCUGAUGGGAUUCUGCGUGUCAGGAUUGAGCCAGUGGGGAUUGGAUACACUCUUGGAGGGUACAAAAAUUGACGAGUGCUAUAACACACAUUCCAGAUGUAAAUGUUUGGUGAAUGGUGACAAAGAGAAUUUAAUUCAUUCAAACUGUAGUCCACGCACGAUCCGAAUAUGCAGCAGAAAACUCGAGUUUUUACUUAAUUUAGUUUUUUUCCUGACGUAUCCAAUCGCCGCCUGUGGCCAAUGCACGAGGGCAUGUUGUAAGAAAAAAUCGAAAGCCUCAGCUGAUGAAUCCAAGAUGAGUCUCAUCACCAGUAAGAAGACUCACCCCAGGACAAUAUGCGUUCCCUCCUACGGAGAGUGCAAAAAUUCAAAGCUCGAAGCUGAGGACACGAAGUACGUGGUCCAGGAGUUGAAAAAUUCUGGUGAAUCUCUCGACUCGAAAAAGAGACAAAACAAGAGAGUCCUAAAGCCCCGGAGGAGCGCCAGCUUAUCAGGAAAAUUAUCUCGGAAAACAUCAUCGGCCGAACGACUGGUAAAUGAUCUCCUGAGAAAAAGAAUUGUCUUCAGGAAUUUGAAAGAACCAAUCGGUGAGCUCGAUGUGCCAGCGGGUAAAAUUUACUCAUUGCGGGGAUAUUUCAUGAACGCCGAGAAUAAUGGCUACAGAUUUAUCACUCCCUGCCCCUUCAAGCAGCACUGGCUGAUAGACGCUGACGAUGCAGCCCAGCCCUGCUCUCCUCCCUCAGUACGUCAAAGCACACCUUUCACGAGGAAUUUCAGAAAUGCUAGAGAAGUUUACGAAAGCAACGAAAUGUCACUCUUGCCCAGAGCUGUCUGCAUAAAUGUACGUUUUCCACCGUCUGACCUGAGUGAAUAACGAGACAACAGAGCGAUUUCUUUUAUAUUUUUAUUAAUAUUUAUGAGGACGCGCGUCCGGAUGAAUGAAUUGACACCGGGAAUGCCUGGGAGCCCCAGAGAAAGACCCUUUCACCUUUAAAAUCAUCUGAUGACCGCAUUCUCUCAUUUUUAGUGGUACAAAACCACCUGUUUCA